AUGAGGAGCUUCAGGGAGGAGGUGACCUCUAACAUGCAAAACCAAGAGGCUGCUAUCAAAAAACUUGAGACACAAGUGGAUUACUUAUCCAAACAAAUUCUGACCCACUGCUCUCCAAGUGGUGCCAAGACAAACCAAAGGGAGGAAUGCAAGGCCAUUACACUAAGAAGUGGGAAGGAGCUGAAGGAAACCACAAGGGAGGCACAAGAGGAGCGAGUGGAUGCAAAUGAAAGUGAUAAAGAAGAAGCGCCAACACCCCAUCCUAGCCCACCUAAGGAAAAGGAGAUCUUAAAACCAUAUGCUCCAAAGGCUCCAUAUCCUCAACGAUUGAAGAAGGAUGAAAAAGACAACCAAUUUUCCAGAUUUUUGGACAUUUUCAAGCAGUUUCAAAUCAAUAUUUCAUUUGCUGAGCACAAAUUACCUCAGAAAUUGAAGGAUCCUGGAAGCUUACAAAUUUCUUGCAUCAUAGGAGAAAUAACAGUGGAGAAAGCCUUGUGUGAUUUGGUAGCCAGUAUAAAUCUGAUGUCCUUAGCAAUGAUGAGGAGAAUGAAGAUUGAGGAAGCUAAGCCAACAAGAAUGGCACUCCAACUAGCAGACAGAUCAUUCAAAUUUCCUCAUUGA
Molecule: messenger RNA, 621 nt
Organism: Arachis duranensis
Lineage: Eukaryota; Viridiplantae; Streptophyta; Magnoliopsida; Fabales; Fabaceae
Exons: 2
Coding region: 1-621 (206 amino acids)
Source: RefSeq, a predicted model, not a curated record